Messenger RNA from Trichoplusia ni (cabbage looper), 3133 nucleotides. Its product is annotated as putative fatty acyl-CoA reductase CG5065. The transcript has 8 exons. The record is from RefSeq and is a predicted model, not a curated record. Bases 603 to 2171 code for a protein of 522 amino acids. Gene Ontology annotation, molecular function: alcohol-forming very long-chain fatty acyl-CoA reductase (NADP+) activity. Gene Ontology annotation, biological process: long-chain fatty-acyl-CoA metabolic process. Gene Ontology annotation, cellular component: peroxisome. NCBI's taxonomy places the organism in Eukaryota, Metazoa, Arthropoda, Insecta, Lepidoptera, Noctuidae.
UUUAAUACUGGUGUAACUUGGCUAAGCGAAGCUGGGGAAAAAAUAAAGUUUAAGACAAGAUCUGGUUGAGGUGAGAGUCUGAAUCGGGAAGGAUCUGUAGGGGAUUUUUUGUGAAGUUUAGUACGGAUACAGCAUAUACCAUACAAUCUUGUAGAUGUAGACGCCAACCUAGAUGAAGUAACUGAGAGGUUAUUAAAAUCCUUAUAAUUGUCUUCCAAUUCUGUAGUUGCAAAACCAAUCUAUAACAGUAUGAUUAUCGAAUAUAAUUAUAUAUUAGCCGCAAACUUUUCUUGCUAGACGGUCGGCGUAGAUUGCAGUGCUUGAAUGCGUGUGCAACCGCAGCCGAGGUGUCAGCAAGUACUGCGAGCUCAUUAAAAAUGUCUGCGAAGGUUUCGUCGUCAUCAAGGUGCUUGGCACUGGGUAGCGUUGUGUUAUGGUUGUUCUUGUACCAUCUCUUAUGCGAUCAUCUAUCUUGGGGCGAGGUCGGCCCGCCAGCGAUCAGUCUGCCGCGGCAGGUGUGCGCGAGAGGCUGUCUGCUUCACCACUCGUGACCGUCACACGAAAUCGUGUUUUUCUCCGCUCUACAUCAACGAAAAAGAAAAAUGGCGUCUACCUCAAUUCGCGAGUUCUACAGUGGUAGAAAUAUCUUAGUAACGGGCGGUACUGGGUUCAUGGGAAAAGUAUUGAUAGAGAAACUGCUGUAUUCUGUACCUGACAUUGGCAACAUCUACAUUAUCACAAGACCCAAGAGAGGAAAGUCUGUUGCACAGAGAUUAGAAGACCUGCAACUUUUGAAGCUAUUCGAACGCCUACGAGAGGAAAAUCCUAAACAAUUGAAGAAAAUCAAGGCGUUGCAAGGAGAUGUCCUUUUUGAUAAUUUGGGAUUAUCCGAAGACGACAUAAAAAAGUUAUCUAAAGAAGUGUCGGUGGUAUUUCAUUUUGCUGCUACAUUGAGAUUGGAGGCACCAUUAAAAGACAAUGUCAAUAUGAACACCUGUGGCACUCAGAGAGCUUUGGACAUCGCGAAGAAAUUUGAGCAGCUGGCUAUCUUCGUACACCUUUCUACAGCUUUUUGUUACCCUGAUUACGAGGUGUUGGGUGAAAAAGUCUUUGCACCACCAGCUAAGCCUGAAAACGUGAUGAAACUGGUUGAGUUCCUAACCAAUGAGCAGUUGGCUCUACUGACGCCGUCCUUACUGGGUCCACAUCCCAACUGUUACACGUUUUCUAAAAGGCUCGCCGAAACUAUAGUAGCACAGUCAUACGACGAGUUACCCGUGGUCAUCGCUCGGCCUAGCAUUGUGUGCCCUGCUCUUAAGGAACCAACUCCAGGUUGGGUGGACAAUUUGAACGGACCCGUAGGAGUCAUGCUGGGUGCCGGCAAAGGUGUGAUCAGGAGUAUGUUGUGUGACGGCUCCCUGGUAGCACAAGUCGUACCGGUAGAUAUAGCUAUCAAUGCAAUUAUAGCAAUAGGAAUGCUGGAAGGAACUCGCAAGGAAAAACCUGAAUCCAUACCAGUUUAUAACGUGAACAACGCGCAUCAGAAGCCGACGACGUGGGGUGACGUGUUGACCAUCGCUAAGGAAUACGGAAGACUGUACCCCUUGUCGUGGCCCCUGUGGUAUCCUAAUGGUGAUAUCACCACAAACCCAAUCUUACACGAGUUUAGAAGAAUUUUUUACCACUUAGUGCCAGCCUAUCUUAUUGAUUUUCUCCUGUUUUUACUUGGACAGAAGAGAAUAAUGAUACGAAUCCAAGACAGAAUUAGUCAAGGUUUGGAAGUCCUGCAAUACUUCACCAUGCGGCAAUGGAACUUCCCAUGCCCUAACUACGACAGUGUUCAAGGGAAACUUAGCAAAGAAGAACAGAUUAUAUUCAAUACAGACAUCACGGAAGCCGAUCGCAGUGAAUAUAUGAGAAUGUGUGUAGAAGGAGGUCGCGUGUUUUGUCUUAAAGAAGAUCCUAGUAAGACGACAAUUAACAGGACGUAUCACAACUUCCUCUACGCAUUGGACUGGUUCGUCAAAAUAAUGUUCUGGCUGUUCGUGAUAUCGUUCCUAGCUGCUUGGUUUGAACCAAUCAGGACUGUACUCUCGUAUGGGGAACCGGUUGUGAAGCAUCUACCAUUUUUAGGGCGUGCAGUUUUCAAGAAUGAAGAGGAACUGAACUAAAUCGAAUUCGCCUAGUUUCAACUAUAGGUAUUCAGUGCAGCUGUACUUAAUUUGGUUUUGGUUUCCUAAUUGAUCACACUUUUAGUUUAUAAGCAUAAGUACAACAAGCCGUGGAAGAGAUGCCGCUACGCAGUGAAGAGCUCCGUCGCGAUUCCCAUUUCCCAACAGCACUAAGGAGGUCAUAUACCUCCAGAAGUCCAUGAAUGUACUGAGACUAAGCUAAGCAGAAUUUGCUCGAGUAGGUACCUACACACUGCCUAGAGGUUAUCAUGCUUAAGGUUUAAACUGCUAAUGUGCUACUUGGCUUAAAAAAAUGUGAUGUUAAGAAAAAAAAACAGCGCAAUCAAUUAUAAGUGAUAUUAAAUCGUGAUAUAAGUACGUUUUUAGUACAUGGAAGUGAGGAAUUCAUUUAGUUUUAAUAAGCUUUGUACUUAUUAAGAUUUUUUUAUACGCAGUUCAAAGUAUAAGACCAUGUGAUACAACCAUGUCAAAGUGAUUAAGGUUAACUCAAGGACAGUAUAUUCGCUUAAUGAGAUUAAAUGCACAUCUGACUCAUAUUCGCAUACAGAGACGUUUUGUUAAUAACAUCGGAAAAAUAUAAGAAUUAAGAAUACCAAGAUGAGGGAAUAAGGUUUUAACUGUAAGAAAAAUGGUGCUGAUUAAAUACUCACAAUUAUGUUUAAGGUAGAUUAUAAAUGUUAGAGUAAUGGCAUAAGGCAACAACUCGGGUAACGCUUUGAUAGUUUUAAUAAUGUGAUAAAUGUAGUUUUUUAUGGAGCAAGGUUUUUAGGAGAUAGAAUUAAAACAAAUAAAAUAUAUUUUACAGUAUAUUUUAGAAUACGUUUGAUUCUUAAUUUUCCAGAAAAUAAAUUAUAUGUGUACAAUAAAACAUAAUUCAUGAUUUAACCCCAGAGGUUAGAAUGAUUAGAAAUACAUGUUUUUAUAGCUGGUUCAAAAAUAAA